This is a messenger RNA of Lipotes vexillifer (Yangtze River dolphin), 1431 nucleotides long. It is a transcript of the gene MBOAT4, whose product is annotated as membrane bound ghrelin O-acyltransferase MBOAT4. The record is from RefSeq and is a predicted model, not a curated record. Lineage: Eukaryota; Metazoa; Chordata; Mammalia; Artiodactyla; Lipotidae. Gene Ontology annotation, cellular component: endoplasmic reticulum membrane. Gene Ontology annotation, biological process: peptidyl-serine octanoylation; lipid modification. The coding region runs from base 58 to 1374 and encodes 438 amino acids. Gene Ontology annotation, molecular function: serine O-acyltransferase activity. The transcript has 3 exons.
UUCCAGGAAAGCAUCCGUUAAGGAUUCUGGAAAGGACAGUAUCUUUUGUUCCAGUUCAUGAUGGAUUGGCUUCAGCUGUUCUUCCUCCAUCCUGUAUCACUUUAUCAAGGGGCUGCUUUUCCUUUUGCGCUUCUCUUUAAUUAUCUCUGCAUUAUGGAUUCAUUUUCCACUCAUGCCAGGUACCUGUUCCUCCUGGUGGUAGGAGGAGCCCUGGCAGUAGCCGCCAUGGGUUCCUUUGCUGUGCUGGUCUUCAUCCCCGCUCUGUGCACCGUGGUCCUGAUCCACUCGCUGGGCCCCCAGGACGUCCACAGACUGACUUUCCUCUUUCAGAUGAGCUGGCAGACGCUUUGCCACCUGGGUCUGCACUAUACGGAGUAUUAUCUGCAAGAAGCUCCUUCCACGAGGUUCUGUGUCACUCUUUCUUCCCUCAUGCUCUUGACCCAGAGGGUCACAUCCCUGUCUCUGGACAUUCGUGAGGGGAAAGUGGCAGCAGCUGCAGCAGCAGGAGGCAUCAGGAACAGGAGCUCUUUGUCUGAGCGUCUGUGGAAGGCUCUGCCCUAUUUCAGCUACUUGCUCUUUUUCCCUGCUCUCCUAGGAGGCCCCCUGUGUUCCUUCCAGAGAUUUCAGGCUCGUGUUCAGGGGCCCAGCAGUUUAUAUCCCAGGCACUCUUUCUGGGCUCUGACCCGGAGGGGUCUGCAGAUUCUGGGACUAGAGUGUCUGAAGGUCGUGGUGAGGCGGGCGGUGAGUGCAGGGGCAGGACUGACGGACUGCCGGCAACUGCAGUGCGUCUAUGUCACGUGGUCCACUGCCGGGCUCUUCAAACUCACCUACUACUCCCACUGGCUCCUGGAUGACUCCCUCCUCUACGCAGCGGGCUUUGGACCUGAGUUUGGUCAGAGCCCCGGUGAGGAGGGAUACAUCUCUGAUGCGGACAUCUGGACGCUGGAAACAACCCACAGGAUAGCCCUGUUCACCAGAAAGUGGAACCAGAGCACAGCUCGGUGGCUCCGACGCCUCGUUUUCCAGCAGGGCAGGACCUGGCCCUUGUUGCAGACGUUCGUCUUCUCGGCUUGGUGGCACGGACUCCACCCGGGACAGGUGUUUGGUUUCCUCUGCUGGGCUGUGAUGGUGGAAGCCGACUACCUGAUUCACACCUUUGCCAAUGUGUUCGUCAGAUCCUGGCCGAUGCGGGUGCUCUACAGAACUCUCACCUGGGCCCACACCCAGCUCAUCAUUGCCUACAUAAUGCUGGCCGUGGAGGUCCGGAGCCUCUCCUCUCUCUGGCUGCUGUGGAAUUCUUACAGCAGCGUCUUUCCCACGGUGUAUUGUAUUUUGCUUUUUUUUUUAGCGAAGAGAAAGCAUAAAUUUAACUGACAUCUUUCCCCAACUUUCAUCUCAUACACCCAUGAAACAGACCUUAGAAAGUACCAG